AUGGCUUCCACCGCCACCGCCGCUGCUUCUCCCCGCCUCGCCUUCCCUCUCCUCUCUGCAUCAGCCUCCUCAUCGUCGUCCUCCAAUACCCUUCGUUUCCCUCACCGCCGCAGCCGUGCCUCCCGCUCCUCCGCCGCCGUCGCCGCCUUCAAGAAGCUCUCCGAGGCGUCCCCCGUGCCCAUCCCUCAGGAGCCCACCCAGCCCCUGAUCGACGAGGACACGCUGCCCUCCAAGCCCGGGGUCUACGGCGUCUACGACCCCGCCGGGGAGCUGCAGUUCGUCGGAAUUUCGCGUAACGUCAGGGCCAGCGUCGAGGGCCACCGCCGGAAGGUCCCCGCCAACCUCUGCGCCUCCGUCAAGGUCGCAGUAUCAGACGAGGAGACACCAGAUCGAGCUGCCCUUAAUAAUGCCUGGAAAUCAUGGAUGGAAGAACAUAUAGAGGCCACUGGCAAGGCGCCACCAGGGAAUGUUGCAGGAAACUACACCUGGGUUGGUGCCCCCCAGAGGCCUCCAGACUUGCGGUUGACACCUGGACGCCAUGUCCAGCUGACUGUUCCACUAGAACAGUUGAUAGACCGGUUGGUGAAAGAGAACAGAGUGGUAGCCUUCAUCAAAGGAUCAAGGAGUGCUCCCCAGUGCGGAUUCUCACAAAGGGUGGUAGGUAUCUUGGAAGCACAUGGAGCAGAUUUCGUUACUGUUGAUGUGCUUGAUGAGGAGCACAACCAUGGGCUAAGGGAGACCCUGAAGACGUACAGCAACUGGCCGACUUUCCCUCAGAUUUUCAUUGGAGGGGAGCUCGUGGGAGGCUGUGAUAUUAUUUCAUCCAUGGCUGAAAAAGGGGAGCUUGCUGCCCUAUUUCAGAAAUUGGGCUUACGUGCUGGAUGA
Molecule: messenger RNA, 885 nt
Organism: Miscanthus lutarioriparius
Lineage: Eukaryota; Viridiplantae; Streptophyta; Magnoliopsida; Poales; Poaceae
Source: the annotation of a GenBank genome assembly